GUCUCGCUCUUAUCACCCAGGCUGGAGUGCAAUGAAACGAUCUUGGCUCACUGUAACCUCUGUCUCCCGGGUUCAAGCGAUUCUCUUGCCUCAGCCUUCCGAGUAGCUGGAACUACAGGCACGCACCACCACGCUCGGCUAAUUUUUGUAUUUUUAGUAGAGAUGGGGUUUCACCAUGUUGGCCAGGGUGGUCUCGAACUCCUGACCUCAGGUGAUCCGCCCGCCUCGGCCUCCCAAAGUGCUGAGAUUACAGGCGUGAGCUACUGCGUCCGGCCUUGACCUGGGUUUUGAAAGAAGAGUGGGAGAUGGCCAGAUAAACAAGAAAAAGGGAAGAGUAGGAAGGGGCAUUCCAGGUAGAGGCAAUAGAGGCAACCUCGAAUGCCAAAGUUCCCAGGCAACUGUUGCAACCAAGGCAAUGUCUUACUACCUCAGCUCAGAAAACCACCUGGACCCAGGGCCCAUCUACAUGCGAGAAAAUGGGCAGCUGCACAUGGUCAAUCUGGCUCUGGAUGGUGUCAGGAGUAGCCUGCAGAAGCCAAGGCCUUUCAGACUGUUCCCCAAAGGCUUUUCCGUGGAGCUUUGCAUGAACAGGGAAGACGACACUGCACAGAAAGAGAAGACUGAUCAUUUCAUCUUCACAUACACCCGGGAGGGGAAUCUUCGGUACUCCGCCAAAUCCCUCUUCAGCCUUGUCCUGGGUUUCAUCUCCGACAAUGUGGAUCACAUUGAUUCCCUUAUUGGCUUUCCUGAGCAGAUUGCCGAAAAGCUGUUCUCUGCUGCUGAAGCCAGACAGAAAUUCACUGAGCCAGGUGCAGGGCUGAGGGCUUUACAGAAAUUCACUGAGGCCUAUGGAAGUUUGGUGCUUUGCUCCCUGUGUUUGCGAAACAGGUAUCUGGUGAUUUCAGAAAAACUUGAGGAGAUUAAGUCUUUCCGGGAGCUGACCUGCCUGGAUCUUUCGUGUUGCAAGCUUGGAGAUGAGCAUGAACUUCUAGAACAUCUCACCAAUGAAGCCCUGUCUAGUGUAACUCAGCUCCACCUGAAGGAUAAUUGUUUAUCUGAUGCUGGGGUACGGAAGAUGACAGCACCAGUUCGAGUGAUGAAAAGAGGCCUUGAGAAUCUAACAUUAUUAGACUUAUCAUGUAACCCUGAGAUCACAGAUGCAGGCAUUGGAUACCUCUUUUCUUUUAGGAAACUAAACUGCUUAGAUAUCUCUGGGACAGGGCUCAAGGACAUCAAAACCGUCAAGCACAAGCUCCAGACCCACAUAGGCCUUGUUCACUCCAAAGUGCCUUUGAAGGAAUUUGAUCAUAGUAACUGCAAGACAGAGGGCUGGGCUGACCAGAUCGUUCUGCAGUGGGAGCGUGUGACUGCGGAAGCUGUGAAGCCACGGGAAACCUCGGAGCCUAGAGCAGCAGCUCAGCGCUUCUAUGGAAAGCGGUCUCGAGCAGAAGCCCCACUGAAGUGUCCCCUGGCAGACACCCACAUGAACUCCUCCGAGAAACUCCAGUUCUAUAAAGAGAAAGCCCCAGAUUGCCAUGGGCCAGUGUUGAAACACGAAGCUAUCUCAAGCCAGGAGUCAAAGAAGAGCAAGAAGAGACCUUUUGAGGAGUCAGAGACAGAACAGAAUAACUCUUCACAACCUUCAAAGCAGAAAUAUGUAUGUCUUGCUGUGGAAGACUGGGACUUGUUAAAUUCCUAUUGAUUAGUAGAUACAAGUUGACCUUUCUCUGGCCCCCAGCUCUAGUGUUUGAGUAAAGGAGACUGAGGUUGAUUUACUUUUUGUUUGAAUUUACCUAUGGCAUUAGCAUAGUAAGCAGAUAUUUCUACUUUUGUGGUGUGGGAGGGGAAUGCUAUGGAAGUAUGUAAUAAUUUCUAAUGUAUAUUUUCAAUACAUAGUAAUUUUUUCAAAUAAACAUUUUUGCUGUCCUUAA
Messenger RNA from Gorilla gorilla gorilla (western lowland gorilla), 1931 nucleotides. RefSeq names its product leucine rich repeat containing 42 (gene LRRC42). The record is from RefSeq and is a predicted model, not a curated record. Gene Ontology annotation, molecular function: protein binding. NCBI's taxonomy places the organism in Eukaryota, Metazoa, Chordata, Mammalia, Primates, Hominidae. The transcript is spliced from 8 exons. Bases 416 to 1702 code for a protein of 428 amino acids.